GGCCGUAAAUUCAAAUUUGCAAUACGGUGGUCAAUGGUCAUAUAUUGUCUUAAUUCAUCAAAAAGGUGGCUGAAGGCAACUUUUUUGAGGAAAAGAAGAUUAAUUUUUUCUCAGAAAAAUGGCCCUUAGCCAUUUCUUUGAAACAUAAAAACAAAGUCUGGCCACCUAUUUGUAAAUUUGAAAUUUCGGCCACAAAAGUAAAAAAACGGAUAAAGUUUGGCCACCACUUUGUAUUUUACUCUUAUAUAUACCGAAAGAAUGGGGAGGAUAUGCAGCUCAAACUUGUUACAAACCAAUAUUUAGUUAGUCAUUGCAGUCCUCUUAAAAGGAUGAACAUGUUGAAACAUUACAGCCAUGAGCAUGAACUGAAGUUGGUAGAGGUGGAUGUUAGUAUGGCAGGAAAAUCAAGGUGUGGUGUGUGUGAAAUGCUACUUGUUGGCGGCUCUGAUCCCAUCUACACUUGCCUUCAAAAGGAUUGCUCCUCCCCUUUCUUCUUCCUUCACCGAAAGUGUACAGAAUUACCAGCACAAAUCACACACCUUAACCACCCUCAUCACCCGCUUACCCUUGGCCGUCACUUGAAUCAAGAAGUAUUCUCAGUACUUCCAGGUGCCACCAUCUGUGACCUUUGUGAGCGUGAGAUUAAUGAAGCAAUGUCUGUCUAUUAUUGCGAGGUAUGUACUUAUCAAGGACAAUUGAUUAUGUUAGCCAAUAAAUCUGUUACUUACUUUCGGUAUACCUUGUGUAUAAGAUGUGCAAUAGUAGAGCCAGUGCUUCAUCAUGAAAUACACGAGCAGCACGUAUUAACCUUAGUGGCAAGGUUAAUGUAUUCAAGUUGUGAUGCUUGUGGUCACGUAGGUAAAGAUAUGUGCUAUACAUGCCUCCCAUGUCAAUUUUGGAUCCAUAGAACUUGUGCUCUUUCUCCCCCCACCAUUAAGCUCCAAUUUGACCAGGACGACACUCUGCAUCUCAUCUACUCUAUUCCUCACAUGUACCGCGCCUUUUCAAGACAUUGCCGUGUCUGCAGAGAUGAAGUUAUGGCAGAUAAUUGGGCUUAUUUUUGCGAAGAUUCUGGGUAUUUUGUGCACAUCAAUUGUGCCACUACAUUAUCAGCUUCUGGAGAAAAGUUUGAGAUGAACUGUGAAGACAAGAAUCAUGGGGAAUCAUACCUUGAAUUGCUGCAUUUUCCAUUGCCUAGCACCGACUCUUUAACUGCCAUUCUGGUAGAAGAGUACCAAUCUAGCAACCGAAUAAAAGAACUAGAAGAUAGUGAUGAUGACAGUGACUUUGAUGGUGAUGAUGAUGAAGAGGAGAAAGAGGUCGAGGAGGAGGAGGAGGAGGAGGAAGAGGAGGUCGAGGAGGAGGAGGAAGGGGAGGUCGAGGAGGAGGAGGAAGAGGAGGUCCAGGAGGAUUCGUUAGUAAUAAAUCACUGGAGUCAUCUGGACCAUCCACUGAUCCUCUUGGAAGAGUUGAAGGAUAUUCAUAAUGAUGAGAGUGAUCGAAUCCAUGACAUGUUAGUAUGUAAUGGAUGCACUAUGCCGAUCUCAAAUCAGAAUAAGUACUAUGGCUGCAUCGGUUGCAACUUUUUCCUCCAUCCGUUUUGUGCCAAUCACUUACCACUGAAAUUGGCACCAGGAAAAUGUGCAAGACACCCACAACACUACCUUCGAAUCUUAUAUCUUACAGGAACAAGCAGAUGCAUGAAAUGCCAACUAGUAAGCAAUGGAUUCGUAUAUUGGUGCUCCAUCUGUCUUGAAUUUUUUGAUCUGUUUUGCUGUUUGGCACCCGAGAAGAUCAAACAUAGUUACCACAAUCACCCCCUGGUCCAGAAUUUCAUUUCAAGGAAAGACUUCUCACACAGCACAGGAGAUACCUGCAACGCGUGCUUAAAAAAUGUACUUUUUGGCUUCGUAUACAGAUGUCAGACUUGCAGCGAAAUCCAGAUCUGCCAAAGGUGUGCUCUCUCCACCCCAAAAACCAUAUGUCACAGAUGGGACUCUCACAAAAUCUCCUUGAUAUAUCCUCCAAUUUAUUACAAGGGUCUGAGAUAUUGCGAGACAUGUGAGCUGGAGGUAAACCAAGAAGCCUGGAUGUACCGCUGUGGUGAAUGUGAUCAAUCUUUUCAUCCUACAUGCAUCCUACCACUUUAUAACAUGAAGCUCGGCAGAAUUAUAGCUCUUCCAAAUCUGCACCACCACAAGUUAACAUUAGUAAUGAUAGACAAAAUCAGAUACCCUCAGAGGAUUCAUAAAUCAUUCUCCUGCAGCCAAGGACAUUCAGACUUAAACAUGAAGUUACAUCUUCAUUGUGCACUCUGUAAUUAUUAUAUAUGUAUAAAUUGUGCCUAUGAACAUAUUAAGGUUGAAACUUUCAUGCCUUACAUAUGCUAUCUAGAAUCUUAUUUUACACUCCCACACCCAAAACAGAGAGACUCUUCUCCUCCAAGGGCUUCAACAAGCAUGCUCGAAGAAUUGUCAGACUUCAUCACUGGAUCAAGUUCGGGAUCUUAAACCAGGGUUCAGCGGAGACCUUGGUAUAUCUAGCAUUUGCAAGGUAAAUUUCCAUAUGCUUGCAAAAUAUAAGCUUGUUUAGAUGUAUCAAUUUUUUUAAGUUAAGGUCUCAUGACAAGGAUUUUAACAUGUGUUUAUGCUUAUGCCUUGUAAUAUGCAUUAGGGUGAAGUGAUCAAUUAAACAUCAUUAUCAAGUUGAGUCCUUUUGUACCAUCGUUAACUCAGCCUCGUCAUUUGUUGUG
Molecule: messenger RNA, 2752 nt
Organism: Daucus carota subsp. sativus
Lineage: Eukaryota; Viridiplantae; Streptophyta; Magnoliopsida; Apiales; Apiaceae
Exons: 2
Coding region: 270-2510 (746 amino acids)
Molecular function (GO): zinc ion binding
Source: RefSeq, a predicted model, not a curated record